This is a messenger RNA of Prinia subflava (tawny-flanked prinia), 1658 nucleotides long. It is a transcript of the gene CSRP3, whose product is annotated as cysteine and glycine rich protein 3. The transcript is spliced from 6 exons. Lineage: Eukaryota; Metazoa; Chordata; Aves; Passeriformes; Cisticolidae. The record is from RefSeq and is a predicted model, not a curated record. Gene Ontology annotation, molecular function: structural constituent of muscle; actinin binding. Gene Ontology annotation, biological process: muscle tissue development; cardiac muscle contraction; sarcomere organization. Gene Ontology annotation, cellular component: Z disc; nucleus; cytoplasm. The coding region runs from base 132 to 722 and encodes 196 amino acids.
CCCAGCUCACAGGGCUGACAGAGGGGGUCACAGCAUUUAAAGAGAGCAGGAGCCCCUCCUGCUCACACCCUUUGAGACCCAAGGAAAGAGGGAGAACCUUCCAGUGGCUCCGGUUAACCCUUCAGAUAAAGAUGCCAAACUGGGGAGGAGGAGCCAAGUGUGGGGCCUGUGAAAAGACAGUGUACCACGCUGAGGAAAUCCAGUGCAAUGGAAGGAGCUUCCACAAGUCCUGCUUCCUCUGCAUGGCCUGCAGGAAGGCUCUGGACAGCACCACGGUAGCAGCUCACGAGUCUGAAAUCUACUGCAAGACCUGCUACGGGAGAAAAUACGGCCCCAAGGGGGUUGGCUUUGGGCAAGGGGCAGGAUGCCUCAGCACUGACACUGGGGAACACCUGGGCCUGAACCUGCAGCAGGGCUCACCAAAGCCUGCUCGCCCUUCAACACCAACUAAUGCUUCCAAGUUUGCCAAAAAGAUGGUAGAUGUGGAUAAAUGUCCCCGUUGUGGCAAAUCAGUGUAUGCUGCAGAGAAGAUCAUGGGAGGAGGAAAACCUUGGCACAAGAGCUGCUUCCGCUGCGCCAUUUGCGGGAAGAGUUUGGAGUCCACCAACGUCACGGACAAGGAUGGAGAGCUCUACUGCAAAGUUUGCUACGCAAAAAAUUUUGGUCCCAAAGGAAUUGGAUUUGGUGGCCUCACUCAAGUGGAAAAGAAAGAAUGUGAAUGAGAAGAAAUGCAGGCCACAGACUCAAACUGCUGUUGAUGCUGUCAAGUAAAACACUAAAUAACAUACGAAAGAACCUAGGGCAUUGGAUUAAGAUUUUCCACAUUGCAGGCAAAAAAAUUUGUGAGUUGUAUUUUAAGAAAUUCUUGGAGUAGAUUAAAAAGGUACAGUGAUAAAACUAGACUCAUGUUUGUGUUUAGUGUAUAAAGACAAGGAACCUCAUGGAACAUUUUUGCUUCUUAAACCAAUACUGGAAUUGUAGAUUACCACAGGGAUCCCUUCUGGAGUGAAGGGUCCAGGUGCUCCCAGUCAGAUUGUAUUUUCUUUUGUUCACAAUGUUCAUCUCUCUGUAUUUCCACGAGUCUCCUAGCUGACUUUUGGACAUGCUGAUAUUUGUGUUAUAACAAGCAGACGUCAUUGGCUUUGAGACAAUUAAAAAGGAUUUGAAAUCCUCUCUCUCUGAGGGAGGCAUUUCUAAAAAGCCUCAAUGUUUUCUCUCAAUACAGUGUUGUAAGUUUUGUCUGUUUUCAAGUUCCAAUAAAGUACUUACUGCUUCACAUGAUUUUUAUUUGUAUUUGCUUGUGCUUAUACAGUCCACGGUGUUUCAGAUAAAUGGAUUUCAUCAAGAUGAAUGAAACCCCCCAUAGCUUAGCCACAAUAAUUGCAUUUCACUGCAUUGCUUACCAUGUCAGUUCUAGAUGGUAUCUCACCUUAAUUUCCUGAUCUUGAACUCCUUCCCUGCUGGUUUUCCUUGCUCCCUGCUUUCACUUACACUCAUAUCACACUGCCCAGCUGGCCCCUCCUUUCCCUGGGAACGUGGCUGACAUGAGAUAUUCCAGAUGCACUGGGGAACAAUUCCCUCUUUUUAUGCACAUUGCUAUCUUCCAUCAUACACUUACCCAUUUUUAUUCCCCAUCAGGGCAUAUAUAUGUGAAAAAC